Perognathus longimembris pacificus (Pacific pocket mouse) is the source of this 1980-nucleotide messenger RNA. RefSeq names its product aconitate decarboxylase 1 (gene Acod1). NCBI's taxonomy places the organism in Eukaryota, Metazoa, Chordata, Mammalia, Rodentia, Heteromyidae. Gene Ontology annotation, molecular function: lyase activity. Bases 39 to 1505 code for a protein of 488 amino acids. The record is from RefSeq and is a predicted model, not a curated record. The transcript is spliced from 5 exons.
CUCCAGUUCACUCCUGAGCCAAACUUCCCCUCCUGAACAUGAUGCUCAAGUCUGUCACAGAAAGCUUCGCCAGCCUGAUCCAUGGCUUGAAAGCGGGACACCUGACAGCUCCUGUCAUUCAGAGGAGCAAGAGGAUGAUCCUGGACACCCUGGGUGCCGGCUUCCUGGGCAUCAGCACAGAAGUGUUUCACAAAGUCAGCCAGUACAGUAAGAUCUACAGCUCCAAUACAUCCAGCACUGUUUGGGGUCAGUCGGACUACAGGCUCCCACCCACACACGCUGCUUUCGUAAACGGUGUGGCUAUUCACUCAAUGGAUUUUGAUGACACCUGGCACCCUGCCACACAUCCUUCUGGAGCAGUCCUUCCUGUCCUCACAGCUUUAUCAGAAGCCUUCCCUCACACUCGAAAGUUUUCUGGCCUUGACCUGCUGCUGGCUUUCAACGUUGGUGUUGAAGUUCAAGGCCGAUUAAUGCAUUUCUCCAAGGAAGCCAAAGACAUACCAAAGAGAUUCCAUCCCCCAUCCGUGGUAGGAACUUUGGGCAGUGCUGCCGCUGCAUCCAAGUUUUUAGGACUCAGCUUGUCCAAGUGCCAGGAGGCCCUGGCAAUUGCUGCUUCUUAUGCCGGAGCACCCAUGGCAAAUGCUGCAACUGAGACCAAGCCCCUUCAUGUGGGCAAUGCUGCCAGACAUGGGAUAGAAGCCACUUUCCUGGCCAUGCUGGGUCUCCAAGGAAGCAAGCAGAUCUUGGACCUGGAGAGAGGGAUGGGAGCCUUCUAUGUCAACUAUUCCCCAAAAGUCCUUCCAAGCCUGGAUUCCCACACGUGGCUGCUGGACCAGCAGGAUGUGGCCUUCAAGAGUUUCCCGGCACAUCUGGCUACUCACUGGGUAGCUGAAGCAGCAGGGGCUGUGAGGAAACACCUUGGGCCUCCAGGCAGAGUCCUGAUUCCUGCUGACCACAUUGAGAAAAUUGUGCUCAGGAUCCCAGAUGUCCAGUAUGUCAACAGACCCUACCCAGACUCAGAGCAUGAAGCCCGUCAUUCCUUCCAGUAUGUGGCCUGUGCCAUGCUGCUAGAUGGCUAUGUCACUCUAUCAUCCUUUCACAAAGCCCAGAUCCACAGGCCACAGGUCAGAGAGCUGCUCAGGAAGGUGGAGCUGGAGCAUCCUCCAGACAACCAGCCCAACUUCAACACAUUGUACUGUGAGAUCAGUGUCAUACUCAAGGACGGAGCCACUUUUACUGAGCGCUCAGAUACCUUCUAUGGCCACUGGAGAAAACCACUGAGACAAGAGGACUUACAGGAAAAGUUCAGAGUCAAUGCCUCCAGGACACUGUCCUUUGAUACAGUGGAGAGUCUUAUGAAGAUAGUAGAAAAGCUAGAAGACCUAGAAGACUGUUCUGUGUUGACCACACUUCUGAAAGGAUCAUCUCCUCCAGCAGAGUCUUCAAAAUACACAGAAUACAAUCUUUCCAUUGCUCCAUCUCUCCUGAGGCUGACCAACAUGUGAAUGAAUGCCUCUGCAGUGGGGAGAUGCUGAUUUGCUUUAUAAACAAAGGCCUGCUACUCCAAGGGCUCAGGAAUAAAGAAAGCAAGGUGAAUCAUCCAGAUACAGAAUGACAUGCAUAUGGAAGCAAUUUUGUCCUAUGAGAUCUUUCAAAUGACCUUCAAGAUACUAUUUAGGAAACAAAAAAAUGAAUCUAUAAAAAUUUACAGGGGUGAAGUUUAAGUCCACUGCGAUUUUGCUUAUAAAGAAGUCUAUAUUUAUGAACUUCCUAGACCUCAGGGCUCUGGGCUAGGCCUCAGAAAAUUUCUUAUACAAUGUAUUAUUGAUCCCUUCCAUACUGCAAGAGAUGAUUUGGCUCCUGGGCAACUACCCAAAACAUCACACGCCAGGAUACUGACACUUGCACAUCUAUGUUUAUUGUUAGACUAUUCACUGGAGCCAAGUUAUGGAAACAGUCCAGAUGCCCUACAACAGAUGA